GUUGGCCCCGCCUCUCCCGUUCUCUCUUCUUCAUCGUGCGUGCGGAUUUGGGUGCCGGCUAACAAAACCACGCUGCAAAGAUGAUGGGCCGCCCGGUUCUCGUGCUUAGCCAGAAUAUGAAAAGAGAGUCUGGAAGAAAGGUCCAGACUGGAAAUAUCAACGCAGCUAAGACCAUAGCAGAUGUAAUCAGAACAUGUCUGGGACCAAGAGCUAUGAUGAAGAUGCUGCUCGACCCCAUGGGAGGUAUUGUCAUGACCAAUGAUGGCAACGCCAUUCUCAGAGAGAUCCAAGUGCAGCACCCGGCAGCCAAGUCCAUGAUAGAGAUCAGCCGCACUCAGGAUGAGGAGGUGGGAGACGGUACUACCUCUGUCAUUAUCCUGGCUGGUGAGAUGCUGUCGGUGGCAGAGCAGUUCCUGGAGCAGCAGAUGCAUCCUACAGUGGUGAUUAGUGCUUACCGGCAGGCUCUGGACGACAUGCUCAGCAUGCUCAAAGAGAUCAGCACUCCAGUUGACCAGAAUGACCGUAGCAUGAUGCUGAAGAUCAUCAACUCCGCCAUCAACACCAAGGCACUGAGCCGCUGGUCAAGCUUGGCUUGUAACAUUGCUCUGGACGCAGUGCGUACCGUAGAGCUCGAGGAGAACGGCCGCAAAGAGAUCGAUAUUAAGAAGUAUGCCAAGGUGGAAAAGGUUCCUGGUGGAAUCAUUGAAGACUCAUGUGUUCUGAAGGGAGUGAUGGUAAAUAAGGAUGUAACACAUCCUCGUAUGCGCCGCCUUAUCAAAAACCCCAGAAUUGUGCUCCUUGACUGCUCCCUUGAGUACAAGAAGGGUGAGAGCCAGACGGAUAUAGAGAUCACUCGCGAGGAAGACUUUGCAAAAAUUCUGCAGAUGGAGGAAGAGUACAUCCAGCUGAUCUGUGAAGACAUCAUCCGCCUCAAGCCCGACCUGAUCUUCACAGAGAAGGGAAUCUCAGAUCUUGCCCAGCACUAUCUAAUGAAGGCCAACAUCACUGCAAUCCGUCGCAUCAGAAAGACAGACAACAACCGUAUUGCCAGAGCCUGCGGUGCACGCAUUGCCAGUAGGACAGAUGAGUUGCGUGAGGAAGAUGUGGGAACAGGAGCUGGUCUGUUUGAGGUGAAGAAGAUUGGCGAUGAGUAUUUCACCUUCGUCACAGAGUGCAAAGACCCCAAAGCCUGCACCAUCCUGCUCAGAGGAGCCAGCAAAGAGAUCCUGGCGGAGGUGGAGCGUAACCUGCAGGAUGCCAUGCAAGUGUGCCGUAACGUGUUGCUGGACCCAUACCUGCUGCCAGGUGGUGGUGCUGUAGAGAUGGCAGUCUCCCACAGGCUGACUGAGCGCUCCAGAGCCCUGACUGGUGUGGAACAGUGGCCUUACCGUGCUGUUGCCCAGGCCCUGGAGGUUAUCCCCUGCACCCUCAUCCAGAACUGCGGUGCCUCUACCAUCCGUGUGCUCACGUCUCUUAGGGCGAAGCACACCCAGGAGGGCAGCACCUCGUGGGGCGUAAAUGGCGAGACAGGCACUCUUGCAGACAUGGUAGAGCUGGGCAUCUGGGAGCCUCUGGCUGUCAAAGCUCAGACAUACAAGACUGCAGUGGAGACGGCCAUCCUGCUCCUCCGUAUUGAUGACAUCGUGUCUGGGCACAAGAAAAAGGGAGACAAAGCAGAGCAGACAGGAGGGCAGGGAGCUGAGUAGAUGGACAUGGAAGCAUGGAAACAUGAAGGUGUAAAAAAAUGGGAGUGAAACAAGAUCAAAAAGGUGGAUGUCUAGAAUAGUUGAUACUGGUUAGUGAUGGACUGUUCUCAAAUGACCACAAUGUUUGGAUUUUUCUACAAUUAGGCCUUGAUUUAUUUAAAACUACACUCAGUCCUGUGUGUUCUGCCCCUGUGUGAGGGGAAAUAUUUAAAUGUUUAGAUUUGUGUGUUAACACCUGAGUGUGUGUAUAUCCACUCUGAUGCUUCACUCCAUACCUGUCUGCUGAGGUUGUUACCUUUUAUUUGCUACUGCUGAUAAAUUUCAAUAUCAAAUGACACUGUGUCAGGGUUGUAACAGAGGAGGAUGUCUGAGUUUGAGCUUGACAGUAUAUUUCUUUUACACUGACUUGUCUGUUUAUUGGCUCUCAUGCACGGAUGGAUGGAAUUACCAUAAUGUGCCAACAGAACCAGAAAUCACACAUUAAAUUAUGGAUUUGGCACGAAA
This is a messenger RNA of Astyanax mexicanus (Mexican tetra), 2210 nucleotides long. RefSeq names its product chaperonin containing TCP1, subunit 3 (gamma) (gene cct3). Gene Ontology annotation, biological process: protein folding. Gene Ontology annotation, cellular component: chaperonin-containing T-complex. The record is from RefSeq and is a predicted model, not a curated record. NCBI's taxonomy places the organism in Eukaryota, Metazoa, Chordata, Actinopteri, Characiformes, Acestrorhamphidae. The transcript is spliced from 14 exons. Gene Ontology annotation, molecular function: ATP binding; ATP hydrolysis activity; ATP-dependent protein folding chaperone. The coding region runs from base 81 to 1706 and encodes 541 amino acids.